AUGAAUUGCUUUUCAUGCGUUGAAAACCUUUGGCGUUCUCUGUCGCUUCAUCUGCCCACGUCCAUUGAACUCAAUCUUAUACAACAACUACUCCAUUUUCUCUCUGCAAACCUUGAAAUGCCUCCAAAGAAGAAACAGACGGUGUCCAAGAAGACAACAAAGAAGGAAUUAGCUGAGGCAUCUGUACAAAAUGAGGCCACCACCAUGGAAAAUCCUCAAGAAGAUCCAGAUCUUCUCACCCCUCCUCCAAAAAAGUCAAGUAUAGAAAAUGAAGAGCAGUUUCAAUCUGAUGAGGAAGAAGAAAACCCAAAUGAACCAGAUGAUCCAGACCCACAACAACAACAUGAAGAUGGAGAUGAAGAAGAAGAGUACAGUAAGAGAGCAAGUACAAUGUCCAAAUCAUCUGUGACAGAUGAGGAAGAGAAGAAUAAGAAGAAGAGCAGAGGAGGGGCAAAGAAGAAGAGGAAGGGCAAAAGGAAUGCAGAUUCUUACAAGAUAUAUCUGUACAAAGUGCUGAAACAAGUGCAUCCUGAGGCUGGGAUAUCUUCCAGAGCCAUGGGGGUCAUGAACAGCUUCAUGAAUGAUAUAUUUGAGAGGCUGGCUAAUGAAUCUGCUAAGCUGUCCCAAUACAAUAAGAAGAAUACUUUAAGUUCCAGGGAGAUACAGAGUGCUGCAAGAUUGGUUCUUCCAGGGGAGCUGGCCAAGCACGCCGUUUCUGAGGGCACUAAAGCUGUCACUAAGUUCAUGCAGAAUUAG
This is a messenger RNA of Cryptomeria japonica (Japanese cedar), 756 nucleotides long. RefSeq names its product histone H2B.8-like. Lineage: Eukaryota; Viridiplantae; Streptophyta; Pinopsida; Cupressales; Cupressaceae. The record is from RefSeq and is a predicted model, not a curated record. The transcript has a single exon. Gene Ontology annotation, biological process: nucleosome assembly. Gene Ontology annotation, cellular component: nucleosome. The coding region runs from base 1 to 756 and encodes 251 amino acids. Gene Ontology annotation, molecular function: protein heterodimerization activity; DNA binding; structural constituent of chromatin.